CUAAAAAUUGCACCACGGGGGUUGUCAGGUGGCUGCUGGUGGCUCCCACCAUCCUCCUUCUCCCUCCCUCCGGCUCGCCACAGAUCACCUUCCCAGGGGACCCUGCUGCUAAAACUUCGCUUUUGCCCGUCAGGCUGCCACUUCACAGAGGGAAGGAGGUGGGACCACAUCGCCAGCUCCUGUCUUCUGGAUCCUGGGACAUUCACCAUCUCUGAGAUUCUCAAAGAUUCAAGCUUCUUCUGGGCUUCCUGCUGACACUCUCCAGAGCCCAGCUCCAUUCCCAGGAAUACAGGUGUCACAAACUCUGCCCCCUGGCUCUUUAACCCUGUUGAAGCCGCAGGGAUUGCAGCCCACUGCCCUCGCCUGUGACAGUGCAUCUGCCCACAUGGCACCCAAAAAGAAGACUGUCAAGAAGAACAAAGCUGAGAUCAACGAGAUGACGAUCAUCGUGGAAGACAGCCCCCUCAGCAAGCUGAACGCCCUCAAUGGACUCCUCGAGGGAGGCAACGGCCUGAGCUGCCUCUCUUCCGAGCUGACGGAUGCUUCCUACGGCCCCAACCUCCUGGAAGGCCUCAGUAAAAUGCGGCAGGAGAGCUUCCUCUGUGACUUAGUGAUCGGUACCAAAACCAAAUCCUUCGAUGUCCAUAAGUCAGUGAUGGCUUCAUGCAGUGAGUACUUUUACAACAUCCUGAAACAAGACCCAUCCACUCGCAGGGUGGAUCUCAACGAUAUCUCCCCGCUGGGCCUGGCCACAGUCAUUGCGUAUGCCUACACAGGCAAGCUGACCCUGUCCCUCUACACCAUAGGAAGCAUCAUUUCUGCUGCUGUUUAUCUCCAGAUCCACACGCUCGUAAAAAUGUGCAGUGAUUUUCUGAUCCGGGAGAUAAGCGUUGAGAACUGUAUGUACGUUGUUAACAUUGCUGAGACUUACUCCCUGAAAAGCGCAAAAGCGGCAGCCCAGAAAUUCAUCCGGGACAACUUCCUCGAGUUUGCAGAAUCAGAUCAGUUCAUGAAACUUACAUUUGAACAAAUCAAUGAACUUCUCAUAGACGAUGAUUUACAGCUGCCUUCUGAGAUAGUAGCAUUCCAGAUUGCAAUAAGAUGGCUAGAAUUUGACCAAAAGAGAGUGAGACACGCUGCAGAGCUCCUGAGCAACAUUCGCUUUGGCACCAUCUCCGCACAAGACCUGGUCAACUACGUUCAGUCUGUACCAAGAAUGAUGCAAGACGCUGACUGCCACAAGCUCCUUGUGGAUGCUAUGAACUACCACCUGCUUCCCUAUCAUCAGAACACACUGCAGUCAAGGCGAACAAAAAUCCGAGGGGGCUGCCGGGUCCUGGUUACUGUUGGAGGACGUCCAGGCCUUACGGAGAAAUCCCUGAGUAGAGAUGUUUUGUACAGAGACCCUGAAACUGGAUGGAGCAAGCUCACCGAAAUGCCAGCCAAGAGCUUUAACCAGUGUGUGGCUGUGAUGGACGGAUUUCUUUACGUCGCUGGCGGUGAAGACCAGAACGAUGCAAGAAACCAAGCCAAGCACGCAGUCAGCAAUUUCUGCAGGUACGACCCCCGCUUCAACACCUGGCUGCACCUGGCCAGCAUGACGCAGAAGCGCACGCACUUCAGCCUCAGCGUGUUCGACGGGCUGCUGUACGCCGUGGGCGGCCGCAACGCCGAGGGCAGCCUGGCCUCGCUGGAGUGCUACGUGCCCGCCGCCAACCAGUGGCAGCCCAAGGCGGGGCUGGAGGCGGCGCGCUGCUGCCACGCCAGCGCCGUGGCGGGCGUGAGCACGGCGGGCGCCUCGCUGCUGCACGGCCGCGCCUACCUGGUGGGCGGCUGGAACGAGGGCGAGAAGAAGUACAAGCGGUGCGUGCAGUGCUUCAGCCCCGAGCUCAACGAGUGGACGGAGGACGACGAGCUGCCCGAGGCCACCGUGGGCGUGUCGUGCUGCACGCUGGCCAUGCCCAACAGCGUGACGCGCGAGUCCCGGGCCAGCUCGGUGUCCUCGGCGCCCGUGAGCAUCUGAGCGGGCGCGCGCGCCCCCGCCGGCGGGGAGGAGGCAGUGCAGCGUCUGCCGCGGGGGUCGCGUCCGGGUCCUGUUUAAAUUCUUGGGGUGCAUGAUCUA
Messenger RNA from Chinchilla lanigera (long-tailed chinchilla), 2122 nucleotides. It is a transcript of the gene Klhl31, whose product is annotated as kelch-like family member 31. NCBI's taxonomy places the organism in Eukaryota, Metazoa, Chordata, Mammalia, Rodentia, Chinchillidae. Gene Ontology annotation, molecular function: protein binding. Gene Ontology annotation, cellular component: nucleus; cytoplasm. The record is from RefSeq and is a predicted model, not a curated record. Gene Ontology annotation, biological process: negative regulation of protein phosphorylation.